Myotis daubentonii (Daubenton's bat) is the source of this 7714-nucleotide messenger RNA. It is a transcript of the gene IARS1, whose product is annotated as isoleucyl-tRNA synthetase 1. Gene Ontology annotation, biological process: isoleucyl-tRNA aminoacylation. The record is from RefSeq and is a predicted model, not a curated record. Lineage: Eukaryota; Metazoa; Chordata; Mammalia; Chiroptera; Vespertilionidae. Gene Ontology annotation, molecular function: isoleucine-tRNA ligase activity; ATP binding; aminoacyl-tRNA deacylase activity.
GUCCUCAGCUCGCGGUCCGGCCUUGCGUCACCUCGGUCACCGGCGCCUCGUGUGCGGCUCUUCACAGGCUCCGGUCGCGGCCCUCAGCAACAAAAUGGUUCAGCAAGUUCCAGAAAACAUCGAUUUUCCUGCUGAAGAAGAGAAAAUCUUGCAAUUCUGGUCCGAAUUUAAUUGUUUCCAAGAAUGCCUAAAGCAGUCAAAACAUAGGCCAAAAUUUACUUUCUAUGAUGGGCCUCCUUUUGCCACUGGACUACCUCACUAUGGACAUAUACUUGCGGGGACAAUUAAAGAUAUAGUUACAAGAUAUGCUCACCAGAGUGGGUUUCAUGUUGACAGAAGAUUUGGAUGGGAUUGUCAUGGCUUACCUGUGGAAUAUGAAAUAGAUAAGAUACUAGGAAUCAGAGGACCAGAGGAUGUAGCCAAAAUGGGGAUUGUGGAGUAUAACAAUCAGUGCCGAGCAAUUGUGAUGAGAUAUUCUACUGAGUGGAAGUCUACUGUUACCAGACUUGGCCGAUGGAUUGACUUUGACAAUGACUAUAAAACACUCUAUCCAGAAUUCAUGGAAUCUGUCUGGUGGGUCUUCAAACAACUUUAUGAUAAAGGCCUUGUUUAUAGAGGUAUGAAAGUCAUGCCUUUUUCCACUGCAUGCAACACUCCACUUUCUAACUUCGAAUCUCACCAGAAUUACAAGGACGUUCAAGAUCCUUCAAUAUUUGUUACCUUUCCUUUGGAGGAAGACGAAAGUAUAUCUUUGGUUGCUUGGACAACUACUCCCUGGACUCUGCCUAGUAACCUUGCCCUCUGUGUUAAUCCGGAUAUGCAGUAUGUAAAGAUUAAAGAUGUUGUCAGAGGAAAAUCAUUCAUUUUAAUGGAAGCCAGAUUACCGGCCCUCUACAAAUUGGAGAAUGACUAUGAGAUCCUUGAAAGAUUUCCAGGUGCCUCUCUCCAAGGCAAGAAAUACAGGCCCCUGUUUGACUAUUUUGUGAAGUGGAAAGAACAUGGCGCUUUUACAGUGCUUGUCGACAAUUAUGUGAGGGAGGAAGAAGGCACUGGGGUGGUACAUCAAGCUCCUUACUUCGGUGCUGAUGACUAUCGGGUCUGUAUGGACUUCAACAUCAUUCAGAAAGAUUCUGUCCCUGUGUGCCCUGUGGAUGCUUCAGGCUGUUUCACAGCGGAAGCGACAGAUUUCAUGGGACAGUAUGUGAAGGAUGCUGACAAAAAUAUCAUCAGGAUGCUGAAGGAACAAGGCCGACUUCUUGUUGCCAGCACCUUCACUCAUAGCUACCCUUUCUGCUGGAGAUCAGAUACGCCCCUCAUUUACAAAGCGGUGCCCAGCUGGUUUGUGCGGGUUGAGCACAUGGUGGACCAGCUGAUGAGGAACAAUGACCUGUGUUACUGGGUCCCGGAGUUUGUGAGAGAAAAGCGUUUUGGAAAUUGGCUGAAAGAUGCACGAGACUGGGCAAUUUCCAGAAACAGAUACUGGGGCACCCCCAUCCCGCUGUGGGUCAGCGAGGACUUCGAGGAGAUAGUAUGCAUUGGGUCAAUGGCAGAACUUGAAGAACUGUCAGGAACAAAGGUCUCAGAUCUCCACAGAGAGAGCAUUGACCAUCUGACCAUCCCUUCACGCUGUGGGAAGGGAUUGCUGCGUCGCGUGUCUGAAGUGUUUGACUGUUGGUUUGAGAGUGGCAGCAUGCCCUAUGCUCAAGUUCAUUAUCCAUUUGAAAAUAAGAAGGAGUUUGAAGAUGCAUUUCCUGCAGACUUCAUUGCUGAAGGCAUUGAUCAAACCAGAGGAUGGUUUUACACUCUGCUGGUGCUGGCCACAGCUCUCUUUGGACAACCACCUUUCAGGAAUGUGAUUGUGAAUGGGCUCGUCCUUGCAAGUGAUGGCCAGAAAAUGAGCAAACGAAAAAAGAAUUAUCCAGAUCCACUUUCCAUCAUCCAUAAAUAUGGUGCUGACGCCCUCAGAUUGUAUCUAAUUAACUCCCCUGUGGUGAGAGCAGAAAACCUCCGCUUUAAGGAGGAAGGUGUCCGCGAUGUUCUGAAGGACGUGCUGCUCCCUUGGUACAAUGCCUAUCGCUUCUUCAUCCAGAAUGUCCUGAGGCUGCAGAAGGAGGAAGAAAUGGAAUUCCUCUACAAUGAGAACACGGUUAAAGAAAGUGCCAACAUUACAGACCAGUGGAUCCUGUCCUUCAUGCAGUCGCUCAUUGCCUUCUUUGAGACCGAAAUGGCAGCUUAUAGGCUCUAUACUGUGGUGCCCCGCCUGGUCAAGUUUGUCGAUGUUCUGACCAAUUGGUAUGUCAGGAUGAACCGCCGAAGAUUAAAGGGCGAAAAUGGGAUGGAGGAUUGUGUUACAGCCCUGGAAACCUUGUUCAGUGUUCUGCUUUCUCUGUGCAGACUGAUGGCGCCGUAUACCCCUUUUCUUACUGAAUUGAUGUACCAGAAUCUUAAGAUGCUGAUUGACCCUGUUUCUGUCCAGGACAAGGACACACUCAGCAUCCACUACCUCAUGCUGCCCCGUGUUCGAGAGGAAUUGAUUGACAAGAAAACAGAGAGUGCAGUAUCUAGAAUGCAGUCUGUGAUUGAACUUGGGCGAGUGAUUCGUGACCGCAAAACUAUUCCAAUAAAGUAUCCUUUGAAAGAAAUUGUCGUUAUCCAUCAAGAUCCAGAAGCUCUCAGUGAUAUCAGAUCUUUGGAGAAGUAUAUUAUUGAGGAGUUGAAUGUUCGAAAAGUUACACUGUCUACAGAUAAAAAAAAGUAUGGUAUUCGCCUAAGGGCAGAGCCAGAUCACAUGAUCCUGGGGAAGCGGCUGAAGGGAGCCUUCAAGGCAGUGAUGACGUCAAUCAAGCAGCUGAGCAGUGAGGAGCUGGAGCAGUUCCAGAAGCGUGGGUCCAUUGUUGUGGAAGGCCAUGAAUUGCAUGAAGAUGACAUUCGCCUUAUGUACACCUUUGAUCAAGCAACAGUUGAGACAGCCCAGUUUGAAGCACACUCGGAUGCUCAGGCUUUGGUUCUCUUAGACGUCACCCCUGACCAGGCGAUGGUGGAUCAAGGGGUGGCUCGGGAAGUCAUCAAUCGUAUCCAGAAACUUCGCAAAAAGUGCAAUCUGGUUCCCACUGAUGAAAUAACAGUUUAUUACACAGCAAAGUCUGAAGGAAAUUAUCUGAGCACCAUUAUUGAAAGCCACAUGGAGUUCAUAUUUGCCACCAUAAAGGCCCCCUUGAAACCAUAUCCAGUUGCUACAUCAGAUAAAAUCCUUAUUCAGGAAAAAAUGCAGUUAAAGGGGUCUGACCUGGAAAUUACACUCACCAGGGGAUCCUCCACACCUGGCCCUGCUUGUGCAUAUGUCAAUCUUCACAUUUGUGCAAAUGGCAGCGAGCAAGGUGGAGUACUGCUUCUGGAAAAUCCUAAAGGUGAUAAUCGGCUAGACCUCCUAAAGCUGAAGAGUGUUGUUACUAGCAUUUUUGGUGUGAAGAAUACAGAGCUGGCGCUCUUCCACGGGGAAACAGAAAUACAAAACCAAACCGACUUACUGAGUCUUAGUGGAAAGAUGCUGGGUGUGACUGCAGGACCAGCUCCCUCUGUGAUUGACAGUCCUGGUACUCUUCUCUGUCGGUAUAUCAACCUACAGCUCCUGAAUGCAGACCCACAAGAGUGUUUAAUGGGAACAGUGGGCACCCUCCUGCUGGAAAACCCACUUGGGCAGAAUGGACUCACCUAUGAAGGUCUUCUGUGUGAAGCAGCCAAGAUGUUUGGCCUUCGCAGCAGGAAGCUAAAGCUGUUUCUGAAUGAGACCCAAAUGGAUGAAAUUACAGAAGAAAUUCCCCUGAAGACUUUGAACACGAAGACUGUGUAUGUUUCUGUAUUUCCAACAACGGCUGACUUCUAACUUUCUGUUAUCAGUGUGGUUCAGUCAACCUUUCCCUACACCCACACACACAUUCAUGUAUUGAAAAUAAUCCUUUCAGGUGCAUUUGGUCUAAAUGUGCUGCUUUUGGUCUAAAUGUGACGUGGCAUUGGUUCAUCAAGUAGCUUAAAACCUCACAGCAAUAUUCACAUUUAACCUUAAGCACCUAUGUAGUCAUGUUGGGAGAAGAUUGCAAUGUUACCUCAGCACUAGAGUUUAUUUCUGUACUUGAAUUCCUUAAGUAUAGAGGGAGAAAGUUAUUAAAGUGGCAUAAUGUUUAUCCUUUUAUGGUCGUUUAAAACCUUGAGGAAAUGGAUAAUUAUCUGGAUUUCCUUGGAUAAUUUGAUGGAAUAUGUUGUUCCAUUAAAGCAAGAAAAAUAACCAAGCUUUCUCAGAUAAUAAAUAUGUUAAAAGUAAUUCAUUCUCCCAUUGUUUAUUGAAACUUGAAAUGUAUAAUCUUCAAAAAACACAAAAACUUAAUAGUGACUUCUGUAUUAAGACAGUGGGCUAAGUUGGUUAGAGCAUCAUCCCAGUAUGCCAAGGUUGCAAGUUUGAUCCCCCAUCAGGGCACAUAAAAGAAUCAACCAAUGAAUGCAUAAAUGAGUGGGACAACAAGUCUCUCCCCCCUCCCUCCCUCCCUCUCUUUAAAAGUCUUUUUUAAAAGAUUUUUUUUUAAAUAAUGUACUAAAUAAAUAUCUCAUUUUACUUCUUCCCAAAACCCUAUGUUUACAGAUGCCCAAACAGAAUUAGAUGUGUAAGAUUUAUUGGGGGAAACAUACAUAAGGGAUAAAGGGGGACGGGAUAAAACAUAGGCAGAAGAACCCUUCAGGCUACAAUUUAGGUUUGACACCAUGAAAAUUUAAGAAAGAAGGAAGAUUUAUUAGAGAAAGUUGAGACUGCAUUGCAACUCUCAGAAAACCUUGAUCACGCUAAUCAAGAGUCUCUAGGCAAGGAUUCCAAAAUAAAGAGUCCAUAUUUGGGUUGCUGUUCUCCCCCUGUCCGCCUUAUCUACGGGUUUGUUUGUUUAUGGUCUCAGUUAUACAGUUAACUGUGGUUCAAAAAUAAUUCAUAAGAUUUUUGUUUGUUUUUAAAAUAUAUUUUUAUUGAAUUAAGGGAGAGGGAAACAUCGAUCAACUGCCUUCUGCAUGCCCCCUACUGGGGAUUGAGUCUACAACCUGUAAUCCAAGCAGUGGCCUCGCAGUGUGUGAUGAUGCACAAACAUGAGGCUGAGCCACACUGACCAGGGCCAUAGGUUCAAAUCCAAUCUUGCCAUCUGCAACACCAUGGAUGGACCUACCGCGUACUGUGCUAAAUGAAAUCAGAGCAAGACGGGUAUCAUAUGAUUUCACUUGUAUAUGGAAUCUAAAGUAAUCAGAAAUAGAACAUUUUGAUGGUUGGGGUAGGUUAGAAAGUAUAAAUUGGUAGUUACAGGAGCGUCACAGGAUGCAAAGCACAGCGUAGGGAACACACAGUCAGUAAUGCGGUAACUGGUGCCAGACGGGCACUAGACUUAGGGGGAUCACUUUUCAGCUUACAGAAAUGUCUAAUCACUGUGUUGUGCACCUGAAACUAAUAUAAUAUUGUAUGUCAGCUGUAAUUGAAAAUAAAAAUUAUUUUUUUAAAAAUCAGUUUUAAAUUGCACACAGUCUGAGUAGGUGAUGAAUCUUGAGCUGUUCUCCUCGAUCCUUUCUGGUCUGUGAAUCAUCCCUUCGUUCAGAAUGUCCAUCCAUGUGUUAGACGCUGCCUGCCCAUUAGAGGCCAAAAACUAGUGGCACAAUAUUUUGUAAGUAAGGGGGGGGGGGGGGGGAACAAAACAAAACUGUGAACUAUAAAUUCCCUGUACUUCAGUUAUUAAAGAGUAAAAAAAGAUACUUUCAGACAAUUGGAACUAAAAUUAUUUGUCACUGGAAGACCUGUUAAAAAUUGGCUAGAGGAAGUUAUUGAAAUAGAAAAGGAAAAAACCUUGAAAUACCAACAGAAAGAGCAGAAAUAUAGUAAAUACAAUGAAUUAUCCUUUUCUUAAUAACAUCUGAUAUUCCAAUCAAUGAUACUUAAAAGUGUGGACUUAGCCCUGGUGAGUGUGGUUGGGCAUUGGCCUGUGCAUUGAAAGGUUGCUGGUUCUUGAGCCCAGUGACCUAGGCAGGGAUAAAGGACAGAGGUGUGGCCAGUUUUUUGACAAUCAGCAUUCCAAACGGAGAAAGCCAUGGAGCCUGACUACCUCUCCUCACCCUCCCAGAGCCAUCAGCAGGCCCCAGAAGAAGCUAUAGCAGUGAGGGUUGGCGCAUUAUCUGAAAUUUUUUCCCUGAGUGACAGGCACAAUGUGACUAAUCCCAGGGUAGGGUGGAGACAUGGAGGUGAUGCCACAGAUGUCUGCCAGUCAACCUUACUGGGAAAGCAAAGCAACAAAGGAAGUGACCAAAUUCUCCCAGCUCACCCCACACCAACAGAUGACAGCUUCUCUGUUGGCACCGUCUGGCUGAAGUGGGCAGCACUGGUAUUUCACGGAUUUGGAACCCCAGUGGCCACUACAUUCCCCUGGGGGAUUUGUUUUCUGAGACCAAGAUGACCAGAGCACAGAGGAGACACAUACUUUCUAUUGGGACACAGGUGAUUUUCCACCAGCACAUACAUCUGAAAUGCCAGAGGUGGUAGAGACUUAAUGAUCUUGCUUCAGCACCACCACCUGUAAAGCAAUAAGAAGACUUUUUAUCUAUUAGAGGAAUGCCAUUUAUACAUAGAUACCUAGAGAGAGGAGGAAUCCAUCAAAUACCAUGAACAACCAAGAUAACAUGGCAGCCCAGGAACAAAAUAAAAAUUAUCCCCAAAAUAAAAUCAUGGAAAUAGGUGAUUUAAGUCAGCGGUCGCCAACCUUUCAGACCUCACAGAUCACCGGUUGGUGACCACUGAUUUAAAUGACAGAAUUCAAGAUUUCAGUUCUCAGAAACAAGAUACAAGAGAACAAGCAGUUAUGAACUCAAAGUCAAUGAACUAAAUUAGUACUUUACCAAACAUUACAACUUUUAAAAAGAACCAAACAAAUCUUGGAGAUGAAGGAUUCAAUAAAAGAGAAAAGUGAACUAGUAGGCAUAGGAAAUAGAGCUUAUCAAACAGUUGAGAACUUCCCAAACCUAUGGAAAGAGCUAAGUCCUUGAAUCCAAGAAGCAAACAGAACACCUAGUUACCUCAGUCCAAAAGGCCUUCUCCAAGGCACAUUGUAUUAAUACUGUCACCAAUGAUGAGGUCCUGGCCAGGUUGCUCAGUUGGUUAGAGUGUUGUCUCAAUACACCAAGUUUGUGACUUUGGUCUCCAGUCUGGGCACAUACAAGAAGCAACCAAUAAAUGUGUAGAUAAGUGGAACAAGAAAUCAAUAUCUUCCCCCCCCCCUUCCUCUCCAAUCAAUCAAUAAAAUAAAUUCAUGACAAAAAUUCUCAAGACUGUCAGGAAAAAGAACUACCUAUAAAAUAAAUCCCAUUAGGUUAUCACUAGACUUCACAGCAGAAACCCUACAAGCUAGAAGAGAAUGGGACCAAAUAUUCAAACUACUGAAAGAGAAAUUACCAAACUAAGGAUAAGAUAUCCAGCAAAGUUAUACUUCAGAUAUGAAGGAGAAAUAAAGACCUCUAGACACACAGAAGCUUAGGCAAUUCGCCACCAGAAGACCUCCAUUGCAGGUAAUGCUCAAGGAGGUUUACAGACAGACAGCAUAGUUAGGGUUAAUUUCUGACAAAACAAAAGUAGGAGAUAAAGUUCUGAGCUUGCAAAGAAAAGUGAAGAUUACAUGCAUUCAAAAAAACCCACUAUAUAUCAAACUUU